GAUGCCGAGAGAACGAGAAACAAACGGCAGAGAAUCGCGCCUCUAGGCGCUCGACCAAUCAGCGGUCGCCGUUAGUUUUUUGAACCGGCUUGUCCAGAUGGCGUUGCGGCCACAGAGACGUCUCGGAUCACGCUGGAACGUGUUUGUAGCGCGUUGUUCGAUAUUUUUGCGAGUAGUUUUAUAGAGUUCGUUGUUGUUAAAUUAAGAGGAAAAAUGUCCGUUCAACGAUUCGAGAGGCAAGGGCCACCGUCGUUUUAUUUCCCGAAUACGAAGCUGAAAAACAUCUCCUGUGUUCAUUGUAAACGUCAGUUCUUUCUCAAAGAUAUUACUAAUGUGCGUGGAAAUCAAGUGCCGUUGUUACUACCUUGUGGACAUGCAGCGUGCGAAGGCUGUGCACGGUUAAAUCCUGGUAGAUCCUGUGCAUUGUGUAAGACUGAAUUGACACCGGAUUUUGACCUAAAAAUCAAAUUACCGGUAAACAUAUACCUACUUGGAUUAAUCAAUGUCAGUCAAACACGGCCAGCACAUGCAGACGAUCCAGAUAUAGCAUUCUGUCUGCCUGGUGGCUCUAAGCUUCGACCGUUCAAUGAGCAAGGAUAUUGUUCCGAGUGUGGAAUAGCCGCAACCAUGCGAUGUCAGCAGUGCAAUGUACUAUUCUGUAACGCAUGUUAUUCUAAGAUUCAUGGCAGGGCAUUACAAAAUCAUCGAAAGAUAUUUUUAUCAGAGGUAGCAAAUAGUAUGUCGACUACUUUGAUAAGCUAUUGCGCUGCACAUAACAAAGAAGCGUUGGAAUAUCUUUGUGAAGAAUGUGACAUUGCCGGUUGUUCUCAUUGUAUGUUGCAAAGUCAUCAGGGACAUAAAAUGGUUCAGCAGAAAGUUAAGAACGAUGAAUUGCUGUCAGAGUUCUUCAUGGUGUACGACAGGGUAGCCGAGAAUCUGCAGCGAGUUCAUCAGACCCAAAAGAAACUUAAGAAGACCAUGAUCUUCCCCGAGCAGCUGCAAAACAGCGAAGCCGUCGAAGCAUCGAUCAAUCAGCACUUCACUUACCUGCACGGAGUCCUGCAAAAUGUCGAGAAACAGCUGAUCGAUAAGCUAUACGAUCAACGGACCAACCUGAAGAGCAACCUCGAGGACAUAGAAAGACAGAUCAAAAUCCAAGAGGAACAACUGCUGGCGGGCCUUCGGAUGGCGGCCACUGCAAACGAGAGUUUAGACAAAGUUAACUUGAAGGACGUAAUCAGGCGUUUAGAGGAUCUGAUGGAUAUCCCUUGUCACCUUGUCCAGGAUCCGAUUCCCGAAAACGAGAAAAUAGUAUUUCACGUCGAUAAAGGCGUUGUGGAUAGUAUCGAGAAUCACUGCAAAAUCGAAGUACCAAGGUUGUCCAACUUUAACCUCCUUCGCGAAGAUCAUCUGCCGCAAGACUACGAGUUAGAGCCCCUGAAGAUUGAAGAAAUACCAAGGAUUUGGGAGAUCUCAUCAAUAAGGAGAAGUUCUCCAACGCCGUCGGUCUCUUCACGUCGUUCCGACAGCAGCGGAGGCCACAUAUUCGCAGGGAGUUCCGAACGUGUCAGAGUGACGCACAUCAACGACCCGACGAACUUUUUCGUUCAGAGGAUGUCCAUGGUCAAGACUUGCGAAGAUCUGCAGACAAUGCUGGAGAAUUAUGCAUCCAGCAGCACCAACGAACCUGCGGAAGUUGUUCAGCACAAACUCUUCGUCGUGCAGCGUCUAGAGGAUCAGAAGUGGUACCGUGGUCGCAUAAACUCCAUAAGCACCAAUGAUGAGGGCAAGCAGUGUUACGAGGUGUUUUAUGUGGACUUCGGUUUUGUGGAGAGUGAAAUCCCUAUUACGAGACUACGAUACAUCACAUCGCAAUUCUCUACAGUGCCGUUCUUGGCCAUAAAAUGUUCCUUGUAUGACAUCGUGCCGAAAGCGGGAAAGUGGAGGCCGGAUGCCAAUAAGUCCAUGUGGAACAUGAUUAGGGGGGAGGACUGCGUAACGAUGCAUAUCAUAAAAAUUAUCGGGCAAGCGUAUUUCGUGGAUCUCUGUAAAAACCCCACAAGAGAUGGAGAUUGCCCUGUAUCUGUUCGCGAUAGUCUCAUCUUCCUCGAACAUGGAUGCUUCGUCACAUCUCAGAAACUACUGAGAACGAAUCCCCAGUCAGUGCGGAAAUUCUUCCGCGAGGAGAUUUCCUUCAAUAAAUUCUGUUCGGUGUUUUGUAUCGAAAUCGAGUCCCCGGAAUGUAUAUACGUGCAGAAAAAAGGCAUCUACGCGCAGUACCUUGAAAAGCUCAUUCUCGACAUGACUGCCCAUUACUCCAAAAGUGUCAACGACAAGAGCGUAAUUCACAUGCCCGAGAUCGGUAUGCCUUGUGCCGUGAAGGACACAGAUGGUUCGUGGGUUCGAGCGAAGAUCUGCAAUACUCCUGGCGAGAGAAUGGUGGAGGUUUUUUACGUAGAUAAUGGACGUAAAGAGGUAUAUAAGUACGAUGAAAUACGGAAACUGCACAACAAGUUCAUGACUAUGACCACUCAGGCUAUAAAGGUUGCCCUAAUGGACGUCAGGCCGUUAUCUCAAAGCGAAGAGAAAUGGCCUCCGGCUGCGAUCGAAUUUUUGAAAUCCCGCCUGGAGAGAUCCAUGAUUAAAAUAUUUCCUUUCGAAAAGAAAGACGAUACUUACAACGUCACGAUCUAUAUCGAGGAAGACGUGAAUGUUAAUGCGAUGCUCGUCAAUAAAGGUCUGGCACGAAGUACAGGGUCUAGGUCUGUGACUGCAGUAGUUCAGGAAGAAACUAGAAAGCCCCGGAAGAAGAAGAACCCGAAGAAAAUGCUGUUACAAACGUUAUCGACACCCAUGGUGUCUUGGGAUGGUAACGACGAGCUCGAGCUCGAGAAAGCCAAAUCCCGAGAUGAUCAAGACCCCUUCAGACUGUGCGUGAAAAUUGCUCAAGUGGAGUCGCCGGAUUGCAUUUACGUAGCCGAUGCCUCGCGCGAACAAUCGAUCGAGAUCAUGAAGGAGGCGAUGCAAGACUUUUACAAUUCGUAUCAAUCGAGCGGCCUAAACGAGUACAAGAAGGAUUCCGCUUACGCGGUUUACUCCGCCAGGGACAAUGCUUAUUGUCGAGCCAAGUUGCUGGAGAUAAAGUCUUCCAAGGAGAUCGUGGUAUUUUUUUACGACAUGGGCAUUACCGAUACCACGUCCAUGCAGAACAUCGAGCCUCUGCAUAAGAAAUUCCUCGACAUCCCGAUGUACCUCUUCAAGGUGAGACUGGCUGGGAUAUUACCCUGCGGAGGCUCGAAUACGUGGACCUCCCACUCGUGCGAAAAACUGAGCGACAUCAUCCAGGAGAAUCAGAAUUGCAAAUUCUUUAUCUCCAAAGUGACGGAGACCGAGGACGCCGAUGCGAUUCCUGUAGAGCUCUUUGUGAAACAAGCCCGGACAGAUGGACCUCUUCUGCCGACCAAGAUCGAAAUCAAUUCAGUCAACAGGAUGCUCGUCGAGUCGGGCGUCGCUCUACCUAUUAAAGAUUACAUGGAGAAGACGGACAAGGUGCUCGCCGUUGAACUGAGGCGUCAAUUGGGUCUUGCCGACCGAAUCCAGGGCGAGACUACCGAAAAUUGGCACCUGAAGGAGCAGGAAUUUGAAAACAUGGCUGAUGUGAUACACGACCUCGCGAUAUUGGGCAAGAAAUGCGAAUCCCUUUCGGAGUCGGAUACCUUGAGCGAUUCAGAAGGUGCAUCACUGAUAGAUGAGAGUCUGCCACCGAAAUUGGCUGCGUGGAUUCCGCCAGCACCGAUCUUGGAUGAUCGGUUUGUCGCCGUAGCGACCUAUCUAGAUCACAACUGCGUCCUCCACCUGCAUUCCGAAGAGCAAAACGGUAGCGUACUGAAGAUGAUAGAAGAAGCUCUGGAGGAACAUUAUAAGAACGUGAAAAUAAAGCCGUACGACAAAGUCUGGAAGGAAGGUGAGAUCUGCGUUGCUCAGUAUCACUGCAACAAGAAGUGGUACAGAGCUCAAGUCCUAAAAGUUCUUCCAAACGACAUGAUUCAGGUUCAAUUCGUGGAUUACGGUAAUAUCGAAGAAUGCGCCGUUGGUACUUUGAAGAAACGGGUAAUAAUGGGGCAUCUACCGAUACAAUGUACAAAAUGUGUCAUCUACGGCCUGGUACCGAACACGGAGGAUGAUAAAUGGUUGACUCAAGAUUUGGAUAAGAUACAUGCACUGUUAGUCGACAAGGAGAGUUUAAUAACAGUACUGGAAAGGAAGCCAGAACAUCUCGUGGUCUCCGUAAUGAUGCUGCAACCUAAGAAACAAGACUUAAUAAGUUAUCUGUUCAAUGAGCUUAACAUGGACGUCCGGAUAGGAAAUUUAAACUCGAGUUCGGAAGCGUCUGUACUUACCGAAUCCGACACAAUUACAACGGACACCCCGGAUGUCAUUGUGGAGGGAUUCGUGAAAGACGAUAAGGCGGAUGAAGAAUCCGAGAAUGGUGAAAAUUUAAUUCUCGAACCCAGUUUGGACGAAGAACUGUUUCUGGUGGAUGAGAGUAAAGAUGAGAAUAUAAACGACAAUGUAGACAAUGAUAUAGUCAGUGCGGCAUCGAGUUCCAUAAAGGAUGCAAGCGCAGAACAUUUGGACGACGAUCAGACAGAGAAGGACAUGGAAAACAUGUCUUGGGUGGAUAUAAUUAGCAUGGAGGAACAACUCGUUACAUCCACGCUUGAAAACGAGUCCUCCGAUUAUCCCUAUCCUUACGCAAGACUGAGUAUACCAAAUAAUUUUAAUCUUGACUUGGAUCCAGUCUUCGUGUUCAGUCCGACUGGUUUUUUCGGAUCCUUUUCGAAGAACAAACAUUCAAAGAUGUUCGAGGCCUAUGUGGAGAAGUUCGAAGAAAUACAUAUCGACAUGCAAAAGAAUUCCGUCGAUCAGCCAUUGUUAAAUACUUUCGAGCCAAAUACUCCAUGCUGUGCGAAAUUCACGCAAGAUGACACUUGGUAUCGAGGAAUUGUGGUUAAUGUCGAAGAAGAUGGGCAGAUUAAGUUGCAAUUUGUUGAUUAUGGUAACGAAGAAUACCAUUUACCAGAAGAGAUACACGUCCUUAAAGAGGAAUGGCAAAAAGUUCCAGUUAUGUGCGCAAAAUGCCGACUGUGGUGUAUUACUUUAGGUCCUGGGCAACAAGUAACUCCUGAAUUGAAGGAACGGUUGACAGAUAUUUUUUAUAAGGGCCCAGUAAAGGCCAAAGUUAAGGAAUCUUGUGAUGAUUUAUUAGAUGUGGAAUUGUAUGCAGAUGAAGAGCGUACGAUGCUUCUUUACGGUACGUUGAUUGAAGAAGGACUGUUCCAAUUGAAAACGACCAAAGCGGAAUAGAUUUUAAAUACUAAAUAAAACGAAACUAUAAAGA
Molecule: messenger RNA, 5401 nt
Organism: Orussus abietinus
Lineage: Eukaryota; Metazoa; Arthropoda; Insecta; Hymenoptera; Orussidae
Gene: qin
Product: RING finger protein 17
Exons: 27
Coding region: 214-5367 (1717 amino acids)
Molecular function (GO): zinc ion binding
Source: RefSeq, a predicted model, not a curated record